AUGAAGGUGGCGUUGAGCACCGCAAUGAUGACAGCGGCCUUUUCCGUGGCUUACGCGGCAGACACUUGUGACCAGUGGGGUCAGAUCAAGUCGACUAAGUUCACUAUCUACAACAAUCUGUGGGGAUCUAGUGCGGCCACUGGAGGCGGGAAGCAGUGUACCGGACUGGAUAGCGGCUCCGGAGACACCGUCGCAUGGCACACAGUGUGGUCGUGGAUGGGCGGCAACACAAGCGUCAAGUCAUACGCCAAUGCCGCGCUGACUUUCGACGCCGUCCCUCUGACAGAAGUGGACUCCAUUCCGUCGUCCAUUGAGUUCGAGGUCAAGUACAGCGGGGAAGCCGUGGCCAACGUCGCCUACGACUUGUUUACCAGCUCGACAGCUGAAGGCGAGAAGGAGUUCGAGAUCAUGAUUUGGAUGGCUGCCAUCGGUGGCGCUGGCCCCAUCUCGAGCACGGGCAAGCCGAUCGAUACAACCAAAAUUGCCGGCGUUGAGUGGAGUGUCUUCAGCGGACCCAAUGGGCAAAUGAUGGUGUACUCGUUCGUUGCGUCCAAGCCGAGCAACAACUUUGAAGGUGACCUCAUGGAGUUCUUCGACUACCUGGCGAAAAGCCAGAAAUUCAAGCUGAGCCAGUAUCUGAUCAAGGUGGAGUGUGGUACGGAGCCGUUCAUCGGCAAGGACGUGUCCCUGAAGGUAUCGAAAUACUCGACCGUUGUGAAGACGGGCAAAGGCGGCUCGUCUACACCUGCUGACUCAAGCGCCGAGAGCGAUGAUGAUGUCACCCAAACGGACCCUACUUCCAGCUCGGACAACGAAGUGGGGGAUGAAGCUGAAGCGGGUGAUGAUUUACUCAGUGCUUCAGGGGGUACUCCGUCUUCGGAUGAUAAGGCCACGAAAGCGUCCCCAGAUGACGAGACUGCCGAGCCCGGUGCGGAAGUGGAAACGGAAGGAGAAGAAGAGAAGGAAGAGACAGCAGACUUGGAGCCCGAGUCGUCUGCUGGCAAAGAGGAGCCCGAUUCUACUCCGGCCGAUGAGACCUCUGCCACGAUAGCCAUUCCGACAAUAAAGUCCAAGUGCACCCUACGCCGCAACUAA
Messenger RNA from Peronospora matthiolae, 1095 nucleotides. The record is from the annotation of a GenBank genome assembly. NCBI's taxonomy places the organism in Eukaryota, Oomycota, Peronosporomycetes, Peronosporales, Peronosporaceae.